UAGUUAAUGAAUUAGAGAAUUUCUUAAAUGUUGAACUUCAAUAUAUUUUUAAUUUUGUAAAUUUCCGCAAACGCAAAUUAAUAAGUUUGGCGUAAUGUUUAUUUUGUUUUAUUUAUUUUUCUCUAACUACUCUCUUGUUUUUACACACUAUUUCACAGCUUUACUUGAUUUUUUUUAAUUUUCUUGUUUUAAUUAGAGUGAUCUUGUUGGGAUUUCCGGGUUUUGUCUUGGAUUUUCAGAGACGGACAUUAAUUCUAUCUUGCUUUAAAGUCUGAAUCUUCAUAGGAUUUCACGGGAUCUCGUUCUGAAAUCCCAGUAUUUUUAUAGAAAGAUUUUGGGGGUUUUCUGGGUUAAUCUUCUUCACUUGAUCCCUUUGUGGGCUCUUUUUUAAUUUUUAUUUUCUUCCAAUUUAGACUUGUUUAAUCAAAAAAUGGUUGUUAGAACAUUAAUUCCAUCACACUUUAAAGCUCCUUGGGGAUUUGCAAAGAAGGGUGCUAAAGGACUUCGAAAAAUAGGUCCACUGCAUUAUGAAUCGUGGAAGUGGCCUGGACAGAAUAGAGAAUUUCCUGAAUUGACUCCUAAAUGGCAGAAGAAUAAUAGAAUGGAAUUGAGAAGAUAUACUGGUGUUCAACCAACAGGCUAUGAUGACCCAAAUACUGGCAAAUUUGUUCAUCUACCUGAAAUGAUUCCAGAAUUAAUUGUUCCGGACUUGACUGGUUUUCCAUUAAGACCUUAUGUUUCCUACAGAACUGAUAUUGAAAUUGAAAAAAGGUUUUUUUUAAUUUAUUUUUGGGGUGAUGGCAUUUAA
Molecule: messenger RNA, 808 nt
Organism: Meloidogyne enterolobii
Lineage: Eukaryota; Metazoa; Nematoda; Chromadorea; Rhabditida; Meloidogynidae
Source: the annotation of a GenBank genome assembly